CAACCCGGUGACGAUCUCGUCUACAAUUCCACAGCUAACUGCUGGUUGAUCGCUUAGUUGUACGGGGUCGUCGAAGCUAACGGCGGCGAGAUGAAGCCGCCGUCGCCACCGAAGCAGACGGCGGCGGCGGCGCCGGCGACGGCGACCACGGCGCAGGGGUUCGAGAUCGGUCAGAUCACCUGCGUCAAGGACCUCCUCCCGCUCCUGGAGGGCGUCCCCGUUACGUAUCGGUUCGACAAGUACAACGCGACGCUCGAGGGGACUGUCGCCUCCGACGGCUACGUCUGCGCCUGCCCCGCCCACGCGGCCUGCGGCUACCGUGGCAAGGGGCUGUCGGCGUUGCAGUUCGAGAAGCACGCGGGGGUGACGUCGAAGAACCAGAACGGCCACAUAUUCCUCCGCAACGGCCGCUCGCUCUACGAGCUCUUCCACGCGCUCAGGGAGGUGCCCGCCGAGAACUUUCCGGAGGCAUUCCGGAUGGCCGCGGGGGUGCCCAUGACGGUGCUCGCCGCUGCGGCCGCGGCUGCCUCCGAAGAGCCGCCGCGGGAGCGGGGGUCGGCGGCGGCAGAGCAGCCCCCGGCCUCGGCGACGCCCCGACCGCGUCCGACCGUGGAGAUGCUGACCGAGGAGGAGAAGGCUGGCUUGUCUCUCCUUGGCUUGAGGGCAAGUGUCUCAACGACCGAGACUAAUCCAAUGGACGGUGUUGAAGGGCUUGCUUCAGAAGCAAUUAUUGUUCCAAGUAGUGACCAGGCAAUGCCUGAUGCAGAAGAGAUGGGGAAUGCAGCUGCUGAGAGACCUAGGAAUAGUGUUCUUUCGACAGCCACAACCGUUAAAGUGCCAGUGAUGACAGGCAAUGACCGUGCAAUGGCUGAUGCAAAAGAGAUGAGGGGUGCAGAUGUUGAGCAAGAUGGGGGUUUGUCAACAGCCCUUGCUGUUAAACUGGAGGUUACAUCUGGUAAUGACCAUGCAAUGCCUGAUGCGAAAGACACGAGGAAUGCAGAUCUUGAGCAACCUAGGGAUAGUGUGCUAGCAACAGCCUCUGUUGUUAAAGUGGAACUUGGAGCAGUCAAUGACCAUGCAAUGCCUAAUUCAGAACAGACAAGAAAUCCAAUUCUUGAGCAACCUUGGGAUAGUAAUCUGUCGACAAACACUCCUGUUAAGAUGCGGGUUACGGAAACCAAGUAUCGGCCAGAGAGUAUACUUAAAGAUGUAAGGGGAUUGCUGUCCACUGGCCUUCUUGAAGGCUUCAGGGUAACCUAUAAGAAGAAUGAGGCGGAGAGGAUUGGAAGAAUAAAUGGACAAGGAUAUUCUUGUGGCUGCUCGGAAUGUGGAUAUAAAAAUAUAAUGAAUGCUUGUGAGUUUGAACAGCAUUCUGGUGAGUCGUCCAACAAUCAAAACAAUCACAUAUUCUUGGACAGCGGAAUUUCUUUAUACAUGGUGAUACAAGGACUGAAAUAUACUAAACUUGAUAUGCUUGGGGAUGUGAUUGGCAAAGAGAUCGGUCUCCCUCCAAAUAUGUUUCAAUAUGAAAAGUGGAAAGCUUCGUUUCAACUGGAAAAGGAUGAUUUUGAUGAUGCACCUUCAGAACCUUGUUCAACUCAAAGCUCACAAGAGUUCGCUAUCGCUUUGACGGAUUCGUUGAAAGACUCAACCAACAAUGCCAGUUCAAUCCUCAACUGGAGUUCAUUCAGGAGGCGUUCAGAUAGACAGUUCAAACGAGGAUGUGCUGAGACUUUGACUCCAAUCUUGAGUAGAAGCCCCGACAAAGAGACAUCAGGUCUAUCUACAGGCACUUCCAUGAAGAGUGGCACUGAGGAAACUCCUAGUGAGAACACAACUGUUCUUCUCGCUCCCGAUGGUAUAAAAUGUAAUUCCGCUGGACGUAUUGCAUUGAGUUCCACAUCUUCAGAGUGUGAUCCCAUAAAUUUGGCACUUCCUUUGUCAAGUCCACUUACAGUAAUUCAAGAUCCUCCACCAGACCACAACGUUGACUCAAAUUCGAAAGAUUUGUGGCAACCAAAAGUGAGGGAUAACACUUUGCACCCGAUGCUUUUCAAGGAGGGGGGGCUUCCAGACUUUACUUUGUUAACUUACAAGACGAAGAAUGGAGAGGUUCUAAUGCAAGGAUAUAAACUGGGGACAGGUAUAGUCUGUGAUUGUUGCAGUAGCGAGUUUACUCCUUCACAUUUUGAAAAACAUGUUGGAAUGGGGAAAAGACGGCAACCGUACCGCAGUAUUUAUACUUCAGAUGGAUUAACACUUCAUGAGCUGGCACUGAAACUGCAGGAUAGUUCGCAGACAAUGAACAGCACUGUUCUUUGCACGGUUGAUGAACUCCCUAAUCUUACUUCAGGUUCUGGCAGAGAAGCUUUGACCGCUAGCAGACCUAUUAUUUUUCCCUUGAAGCGGACACUACAAGAAAGAGUAUCCAAAGUAGAGAGCUGUUAUAUUUGUGGAGAUCACCAUACGGCGAUUGGAGUUAUCAGUAUUGACAUGAUUGUCUUCUGUAACCAGUGUGAGAGAGCAUGCCACGUUAAGUGCUACAACAAUGGACUUCAAAAACCAAAGGCACCUCUGAAAGUUUUGGGAGAAUACACACAAUUCAACUUCAUGUGCAGUGAAAAAUGCCAGAUGUUACGUGCUUCUUUGCAUGAAGCACUGAACAAGAGGGAAGAGAUUGCCUUUCUCAGACAGACAAGAUCCAGUAUUUGUUGGCAACUUUUAAGUGGAAUGAAUAUGAGGAGUGAUGUGCAACAGUACAUGCAUCAGGUCAUUGAGAUCUUCAAAGAUUCAUUUGCCAGAACAGCUGCCCAGGACAUUGAUGUUAUACAAGAUAUGGUUAAUUCACAGUCGACUACCGGAGAGAAGGAUUUUCGUGGAAUCUAUUGUGCAGUGUUAAUUACAAGUACACUUGUUGUGUCAGCUGCAAUUCUGAAAGUGCGUACAGAAGAAGUUGCAGAACUUGCCCUUAUUGCUACGCGUAAUGAGUGCAGAAAGAAGGGUUAUUUUUCACUUCUCCUAAGUCUAAUUGAAGCACAUUUAAAGGCAUGGAAUAUCCGUCUUCUAACGGCACCUGUUGAUCCAGAGAUGGCGCCAAUCUGGUCUGACAAACUUGGAUACACUAUUUUGUCAGAUGAACAGAAGCAUUCUAUGCUGGUGGCACAUCCCUUGGUGAUGUUCGAGAACCUAACCUUGAUGCAGAAAUCACUUGCCUGAGAAAACUGAUCCCAUGGUUUUUAGGAGAGAAGUUUACCUUUGGAUAGCCAACCGGGUAUAGUUUGUAGCCGGCCACCUUUUUAAUGGAUGAUUCAAGGCUCAACUGUGUAGAGAGUAGAGGCAUCUCAGUAGAAUCUUUUAGUUAGUACUUAAAAAAAUCACUCAGAAACAAGGUUUUUGUAGAUUAACGUCGAGUGGAUAAUUCGAAGCUGAAUCAUAACUCUUUGCAAGAAUAGAAGCGUUUCUGACAUGCUCCACCGAGAGGGUUGCGUCUGUGAUGUACAUCAUUUGCCACACAUGUUCCCAGCUAGCUAGAUGUGAUCAAUUGCUCCCAGUUUCUUUCUGAUAAUGUCAAUUAGGCAUUAAUAUCAUGUCAUACUUGUACCUGUAUUUGUAGUAUCAUAU
This is a messenger RNA of Oryza brachyantha (malo sina), 3621 nucleotides long. RefSeq lists its product as uncharacterized. The transcript is spliced from 21 exons. Bases 91 to 3216 code for a protein of 1041 amino acids. Gene Ontology annotation, molecular function: acyltransferase activity, transferring groups other than amino-acyl groups. The record is from RefSeq and is a predicted model, not a curated record. Lineage: Eukaryota; Viridiplantae; Streptophyta; Magnoliopsida; Poales; Poaceae.